CAGUAAAUAUUUUUUUUUUUUCAAAUUAUGUUUGAUAUAGCAAUUUCAAAAAUUUCAUUUUUCAAACUAAAGUGAUAGUUACUCUAUAAUGUAUCUUCCGGCAACAUUUUGGUAUGACUCAAGCACCGCCAUUAUUGAAACUACCAGGAAACAUCACACUCCACUUCACUAUCAUUUACGUCAACAUGACUAUAUGAGUUUCCAGCGUGAACUAAGAGCAGGUGCUAAUCCUUUUGUUUUAGACGAAUGCGGACGUACCCCAUUAGACCUCGCAUUACUGCAAAUGGAAGAUUUGCUAGUAACAGCGUUUUGUACAACAUUUUCUAUAGAUGUUUUGAUGAGAAAUAUUCAGUAUCAUUUGAGACAUCCUGCUAAAUUUAAACCAAAUUAUACUGCUGCUUAUGCUUCCAUGUACGAGCAUCAUAACAAUAUUCGGUUGAAUUAUUGUGCUGAGGACUCACCUGACUACGGAUUAAGCUUGGGUACUGGAGCUUUUAAAGAAUGCCCAAGGUACGUACCGAGAAAAUUCGAAUUUUAUCAACAUAAUUUACUUCCAAAACGUGCUUACCAAGAAAAGCUAAACUUUACGCAAGAACAAAAUACAUCAUGCGAAAAAAAACUGUAUAAAUGUAAUCAUGAAGCUCAUGACCAUUACCCACAAACGACGGAAGACCAAAUUAAACUAAAAUCAAACAAAGGAAUAUAUACAAAAUUUUCAAAGAGUAUAAAACCGCCACAUGAAUCACAGGAAUUUAUUUCCCAAACGCACAAUUUGCCGUAUCCAAAUCGAAAUUCUUUUGAAAAAAAGUUUCAUAAUAAAUUAUUGUUAGUUGUUGAAGACAGUUUAUUAAAUUUGAAUAAAAAUCAAAUAAAAAGUCGUAUGAAUCUUAUUGAAUCUCAGCUAGCAGGAUUAGCACGUGUUAUAACUAUAAUGGCCACAAGCGCUAGUUUGCGCCAUCAAGCCAUAACAUUCCGUUCAAUUUUAUCAAAAAAAAAAUGUUCAGAUGUUGCAACCAAGAACCAUCUGACCCAUCAUCCUUUUAUUUUUGAAUACUUUUCUUUUCCUUACCUUUUUUUUGGAGUAUUGCAGAUAAUUUUUGAAACGUAUUUUGAAGAUAAGAACCAACAUAACUUCAACUUGACAAAUCCUGUAGAUGGGCGCCGACUCAUAAAUUUAGUUUUUCAGAAACGUUUAAAAGGCCACGAAAUUCUAUUCUUUCUAAAAAAACUUAACAACUAUUUAGUGCUUUAUAUAUCUGUCAUGGGAAUACAACAUUUUAAACCUUCUCGAAAUUUAGCAGAAUCCCUUUUGUACAUGGCUUUUUGUUUAGAUACAACCCCUUUGUUUGAUAUUAUAUGUAAGUCUUGCAUUAUUUUUGAAGGGAAGACUCAUUUCGAUUGGUCCUCAACGCUUAAAACGCUCAUUUUACAUAAAAAAAAACUGGACGUGUUUCUUUUUCCGUUACUAUCACAAAAAUUAAUGAAUUUAAAGGGAAAAUCGCACAAUAACGAAAAUUUCGUUUUACAAAAUUCGCUAAGCCACUCGGCCUCAGUGCAAAACACACAGUCUUUUUUUUCUAAAGCAUCAAAAGAAUUUAAUGAUGCCUUUAUAGACCUUUUUAAAGAAAUAUUUGGAGUAUGCGCUUUGCAUCAUUUGAAAAUUAUAUUUCAUCGCUGGUUUCAUCAUCAUCUUUAUCAUCAUCAUCAUCACCUUUUACAAGGAAAAGAAAACAUUUCAUUUCCUCAACAUAUUUCAAACCUUAGCUAGAAAAAGAUUGUGCAGGUGUUUUAAGACGCAUAAGACUGCUGAAUAUUUUUUUAUCAGUAACCUUUUUCCGUACACUUGAAUGGUGCCCAAAACUACGUUAUUGUAGUGAUUUUUUUUUUUACUUUAGUCAUUCAUAAGCAAUACAAAUAAUUUCUUAUGUCUUAAAAUCUAUUUAUAUGGAAUACAUAAUGUGAAUUUUAGGUGUACUCAUGUAUAAUUUUUUUUGAAACUUAUUAAUUCAAUUCAUUUUUUUUGAUU
Molecule: messenger RNA, 2026 nt
Organism: Hylaeus volcanicus
Lineage: Eukaryota; Metazoa; Arthropoda; Insecta; Hymenoptera; Colletidae
Exons: 7
Coding region: 89-1768 (559 amino acids)
Source: RefSeq, a predicted model, not a curated record